AUGAAUUUAUUGAUUUAUUUAUUGCUAUUAAGUGUUUCACUAGUGUUGGGGUCUUCUCCAAGUGGUGGAUAUGCACCAGGGAUAGUUCAAUGUCCUAUUAAUUCCAACUCAAGUGUGAAUACUUCUUCGUUUAUCCGUGAAGCCGAUUCCAUAUCUGACCUCGAAAAACAAUGGAUUAAACAACGACAACUGAAAGUAAAUACAGCUUUAAUCGAAUUUUUGAAAUCAGCAAACUUGUCGAAUUUUAAUGCUCAAAACUUUAUUGAUUCUGAAGACUACAAAGGGAUUAAUUUGGGAUUAGCAUUUUCUGGAGGAAGUUAUCGGGCCAUGCUUAAUGGUGCAGGUCAAAUAAUGGCAUUAGAUUCAAGAUCAUCUCUGGCAGGCUCUUUAGGUGGUAUCUUACAGAGUGCAAAUUAUAUUGGUGGAUUAUCUGGCAGUUCUUGGUUGCUUGGCUCAUUGGCAAUGCAAGGAUGGCCAACAGUGGAAGAAGUUGUUUUUGAAAACCCAAAUGAUUUAUGGAACUUGACUGUUUCUAGGCAAUUGGUCAAUCAAACUGGAUUAUGGACUAUUGUGUUUCCAGUUGUGUUUGACAAUUUGAAUAGUGCAUUAAGCCAUAUGAAUUUCUGGGACAAUGAUUCCAAUGGUGUUAAAUUUGAUUUGGAAGCCAAGGAAAAAGCAGGAUUUCAAACUUCCUUGACCGAUGCAUGGGCAAGAGGUUUAGCUCAUCAAUUGUUUCCAAAGGGUAACGACAAUUAUGAUAGUGGUGCUACUUGGAGUGAUAUCAGAGACAUUGACGCAUUUGCCAACCAUGAUAUGCCUUUCCCCUUUGUCACAGGGUUAGGAAGACGUCCAGGUACAACUGUCUAUAAUUUGAAUUCUACGGUUAUUGAAAUGAACCCAUUUGAAUUUGGUUCUUUUGAUCCUUCAUUGAAUACGUUCACUGAUAUAAAGUAUUUAGGUACCAAUGUGAGUAAUGGUGUUCCUGUUGAUUCAUGUAUUAAUGGAUUUGAUAAUUCUGGUUUCAUAGUUGGGUCCUCAUCUUCCUUGUUUAAUCAAUUCUUAAAUACUUUGGUUUGUGACGAUUGCAAUUCCUUGAAUUUUGCAAUCAAAUGGUUACUCAAGAAAUUCUUAACAUAUUUAUCCAACUCCCAUGAAGAUGUAGCUCUUUACACACCAAAUCCAUUUUACAAUUCUCAAUAUGCCAAAUCAGAAAAUAUCACUACCAACAACACACUAUAUGUUAUAGAUGGAGGUAUUGGUGGCGAAGUCAUCCCAUUGUCUACCUUAAUGGUUAAAGAAAGAGCUUUGGAUAUUGUGUUUGCUUUUGAUAACGAUGUCAACACUGAGACAAGUUGGCCAGAUGGAUCAGCAUUAAUUUCAAGUUACGAACGUCAAUUUGCCCAGCAAGGGUCUUCCAAUCUUUGUCCUUAUGUCCCUGAUUCAAACACAUUUUUGGCUAAAGGGUUAACGGCAAAACCAACUUUUUUUGGAUGUGACGCUAAGAAUCUAACCACAUUAGAGAAAGACGGAGUUAUUCCUCCAUUAGUGGUCUAUUUUGCAAAUAGACCAUACGAGUAUUAUUCAAAUGUCAGUACAUAUGAUUUGACAUUUACUGACGAACAGAAAAAGGGUCUCGUCAAAAAUGGAUUUGAUGUUGCCACCAGAUUAAAUGGAACAAUUGAUCCUGAAUUCAAAAGCUGUAUUGCUUGCGCACUCAUUAGAAGAGAAGAAGAAAGGCGUGGUAUUGAACAACUGGACCAAUGUAAGAAAUGCUUUGAGAAUUAUUGUUGGGAUGGUACUUAUGCUAGUGGACCUUCAGAAAAUUAUGUGAAUUUUACUGAUUCAAGCUUAACUAAUGACAGCACAGUCUUUUAUGGUGACGCCAAUUCUAAGGUUUCUUCAUCAAGUGGUGGAUUGUUUGGUUUCUUGAAAAGAGAUACUCAAAAUGUUGAAGAAUUUACAGGUGUCAUACUUGAAAGUAACUCUGAUGGCUUAAGAUUUUCCAAAUAUUUAACAAUUGCAUCAUUAUUUGCCACAUAUUUGGUAAUUAUGUGA
This is a messenger RNA of Candida dubliniensis CD36, 2055 nucleotides long. RefSeq names its product Plb4.5p (gene PLB4.5). Gene Ontology annotation, biological process: glycerophospholipid catabolic process. The record is from RefSeq and is a predicted model, not a curated record. Gene Ontology annotation, cellular component: intracellular membrane-bounded organelle; plasma membrane; cytosol. NCBI's taxonomy places the organism in Eukaryota, Fungi, Ascomycota, Pichiomycetes, Serinales, Debaryomycetaceae. Gene Ontology annotation, molecular function: A2-type glycerophospholipase activity. The coding region runs from base 1 to 2055 and encodes 684 amino acids. The transcript has a single exon.